CAGCUGGUCUCACUUUAGACUCCACUGUAUACCCAGCGUUAUUUCAAGAGGCUUUUUGAGCUUUUCUCAGUCACACCUCAAUUUCCUAAAUCACUCGCUCACCGUUCAAUCACAUCCAAUUCCUUCAUGGCUUUAAUUCCUUAUUCUUCUUCUUCUUCUUCUACCCGUGGUCGUGGAUCAAAACACGAUGUCUUCAUCAGUUUCAGAGGGGAGGACACCCGCAAAAAAUUCACAGACCAUCUAUACGCUGGUUUGGAACAAAAACGCAUAUCCACUUUUAGGGAUGAUGAAAAACUCGAGCGGGGAACACCUAUUGGUCCAGGGUUAUUCAAAGCAAUAGAAGAAUCAAGGUUUGCUGUUGUAAUUCUCUCAAGUGACUAUGCUUCUUCGAGGUGGUGCUUGAUUGAACUAGCAAAGAUUGUUGAUUGCAUGAAAAAGACUGGGUUAGUAGUCCUGCCAGUUUUCCACUAUGUGGAUCCCAGUGAUGUGCGGAAUCAGGGGGAGAUUUAUGCAGAAGCCUUCAAGAAACAUGAAGAGCGUUUCAAAGAUAGCAACGAAGAAGAUGUGCUCAUGUGGAAAGCUGCUUUGACAGAAGUUGCUAAUCUUUCUGGAUGGGAUUUACGGGAUAGGCAUGAAUCAAAAGUUAUCCAAGAAAUCGUUGGAACGAUAUCUAGUGAAUUGAAUCGUAGAUUCUCAAAGACUAUAUCUAAAGACCUUGUUGGAAUAGACUCCCGUGUGGAGGAAAUGUUGGAUUCAUAUUUGUGUGAAGGGUUGGGUGGUGUUCGCUUUGUUGGGAUUUGCGGGAUGGCUGGGAUGGGUAAAACAACUCUUGCACAAGAAAUUUAUAGAAGAAUUUCUGGUAACUUUGAAGCCAGCAGCUUUAUUGCUAAUGUGAGAGAAGAAACUAGAAAUCAAGGUUUAGUUUCAGUACAGAAACAGCUUCUUUCUAAGAUCCUCAUGCCAAGCGAAAUAAGGAUAUCAAACCUUCGUGAGGGAAUCAAUGUUAUAGGGAAUAGACUACGCGAUAAAAGGGUUCUUAUUGUUCUUGAUGAUGUGGAUGGAGGCGAACAACUAGAAGCACUAGCAGGGAAACAUGAUUGGUUUGGUCUUGGAAGUAGAAUUAUUAUAACAAGUAGAGAUAGCCAUUUGUUAAGAAGACAUGGAGUGGAUGAUAUAUAUGUAAUUAAGGUGUUGAGUGAUUAUGAAGCUUUGUUGCUUUUUAGUUGGAGAGCUUUCAAUAAAUCCUAUCCUACAGAAGAUUAUUUGAAGCUAUCUAAGGAUUUUGUGAAUUAUUCUGGAGGUCUUCCUUUAGCUAUUACAGUUGUAGGUGCUUUGUUGUUUGCUAAAGGAAUAGAUGAAUGGAAAAAAGCUCUAUCUAAACUAAAAGAAACAUCUGGUCUCAAAAUUUUAGAUGUACUUAAAAUGAGUUAUGAUGAGUUGAUGGAUGUACAACAAGAAUUAUUUUUGGAUAUUGCGUGUUUUUUCAAAGGGGAGAACAUCAAUUGCAUAAGAGAUAUACUCAAAACUUUUGGUUACUAUCCAGACUAUAAUAUUGGUGUUCUUAUGGAAAAAUCUCUCAUAACCAUUGAUGCAUGGGGUACUUUGUGGAUGCAUGAUUUGCUACAAGAGUUGGGAACAGAAAUCGUUUGUCAUGAAUGUCCUGAAGAUCCUGGUAGACGUAGUAGGUUGUGGAUUUAUGAGGAUGUCUUAAAUGUAUUGAAGAAUAACACUGGGACAGAGUUAAUUGAAGGCAUAGUUCUCAAAGAACAUGUUCAUAAAACGAAACAAUUGAAUGUUGAAUCCUUAUCAAAGAUGAAAAAAUUGAGAAUGCUUAAGAUUCAUGGUGUGCUCCUCCCAAACCACCUCAAUUAUCUUUCUAAUGAGAUAUGCAUUAUAGAAUGGCAUGGAUGUCCUUUAAAUUCUAUGCCAACCAAUUUCCAACCAAAUAAACUUGUUGAAUUGAAAAUGCAUUGCAGCGCCAUCAUUCAACUAUGGAAGGGAAUUGUGAUUUUAGACAAGUUAAAGCUCAUUGAUCUGAGUGAUUCUCAAAAGUUGAUCGAGACCCCAGAUUUCAGUGGAGCCCCAAAUCUUAAGCAUUUGAUUCUUCGACGUUGUACAAGAUUGUAUAAGAUUGAUGCAUCUAUCGGAAAUCUCAGAUGGCUUAUUCAAUUGGAUUUAAAUGGUUGCAAAUGUCUUGAAAUCCUUCCAUCCAAGAUCAGCUUGGAAUCUCUUGAGGUUUUUGAUCUUUCUGGUUGUUCAAGACUGAAGAAGUUUCCAGAGAUUGUGGGAAAAAUGUUAUGUUUAUCGAAACUGGAUUUGGACAAAACUGCUAUAAAAGAAUUACCAGUAUCAGUGCAGAAUUUCCAACCUCACUUUUUUGAGUCUAAAAGACUGCAAGAAUCUUUCAAGUCUUAGUGUUUGUUGCAGUUGGAUUUUUUUAAAAACUCUCACUCUAUCUGGUUGUUCAAAAUUGAAGAAGUUUCCAGAAAUUGUGGAAAAUAUGUCACAUUUGACAGAAUUAUAUUUGAAUGAGACUGCUAUAGAAGAGUUGCCAUCAUCAUUAGAGCAUUUAACUGGCCUUACUUUUUUGAGUCUAAGAAAUUGCAAGAAUCUUUCAAGUCUUAUGGAUGCUAUUUGUACAAUGACAUCUCUAAAAACUCUCAUCUUAUUUGGUUGCUCAAAACUUGAUGAACUACCUGAGAACUUGGGGAAUCUUGAAGGUCUGGAAGUGCUAGAUGUGAGUGGAACAGCUAUAGAAACGCUACCUACCUCCGUUUAUCCCUUAAAAAAUCUCAAAGUAAUAUUUCUCUGUAGACGUCAAGGGCUAUCAUCUAAGUCAUUGAAUAAGCGUCUCAAUUUUCUUUUAUUUCUCAAUUUUCUUUUAUUGCUUGUCAUCUUUAAUAUACUUCUAUCUGGAAGGAAAUACUUUUGUUUGCCUCCUGAAAAUUAUUAUUCAGCUAUCUGAUCUACGAGAACCUUUUUUUGAAAUAUUGCCCAAGUCUUUGAUCAUUGCAAGAGCUUCUAUUAAAUAUGGCACAUUGAUCAACAGACUCUACCUCACUGGAAACUUUAUCAGUGAGACCUGAAGAUAAUUUUCAGCCAACUCCUUGUCUUUUCGAUCGUGUAAUUGAGAAUCAAGGCUACGAUAACAUGUUAACAACUGAACAUUGCUAAGACAUUAUGUCACCAGAGACUCUGUGAGCCAUGCUGGGUAUAUGGUGUCGACAUUCCUGAAAGUGAAAUUCUGAAAUGGUUUAGCCACCAAAAUGUGUAGACAUACCGCACCAAAGAGGAUAUGACUCCCUAAUCUAAUUGAUAGACUCAUUCCAUGUUUCAGAAUUUGGAUUGAGAAUUCAAGCACAUAAGACAAGGUGACUCUGAUUGCAAGGAAGAGAAGUCCCAGUGGGUAGCUUUGAUGAAUCUGCAAGGCUGAUACACUAUUUUUCUCUAUUUUAUUUUGAAUGGUGCUUACCCCAAGGCUUGUAGGACUUGCAAAAUGAUUUUGCUCUCAGAUUGUACUAGAGCAUGCUGCUCCAAUUGCAAAUGAUAUUGUAGCUGCAGAUCCCUCUUCUACAGUGGUGCAUUCUGUGAGAAGGAAUCAAGAGUAGAAAUCCUUAAUAUUCAUGCUGCUGGCCAAACACGGUGAAAUUGACUAUGAAGCUGUUAUAAAGCUUGCAGAGGGCUUUAAUGGGGCUGAUCUUCGAAAUGUUGGCACAGAAGCUGGCAUGUCAGCAAUAUGUGCAUAACGGGAUUGUGUCAUGCAUGAAGAUUUCAUGAAGGCUGUGUGGACGCUGAAUGAAGCAAAAAGAUUCAAAUCCAGUGCCCACUACAGUGCUGAUUUUGGGAAACACUAGCAUUGUGUCAUUUUCAUUUCCAGAGCCACGGAUGUUUGAGCAGUGCUUCUUAUUCCAUGGAUAUAUGCAUUAAUAUGCACUAUAUUAAUCUAAAUAUGACCACUUUUUACAAUAAGUUGUGUUAUUUUUAUUUGCUGCCUGUCCAAGGAGGACCAAAGAUACAGUUGAUUGGACACUUGCCAGGAGAAUCAUAGCAUUUAUCGGAGGCAACCAAGUCAUUGUCAUUAAUGGAUGAAAGAAAAACGUGUUACAGGGGGUUUGGUUUUGUGACAUUUACUGAUGAAAUUUCAGCGAGGAAUGCCUCUAAGAAAGUACAUAGGAUACUUACGCAGAAGGAAUGCUAUUGUUGGCAACGGCCCAAUAGGCACCUAUGUGGGUUGUCCAGUAUCAAAGGAAAGAGCCUCAGGAGUUCCUUAUACAGAGUGGUUUGGGCUACUGUCUGUCGCAUAUGGUCUCAGCGAAACUCAAGAAUUCAUGGAUGAGAGAUCAAAACAGAGGAAAGCAUAGUGAAGAGUGUGAGAAAAGAUGUCAAGUUUUGGAUGAUGUUUAAAGGAAGUGGCUGCAACACUAUCCUAAACAAAGUUCUCUGUUCUAACUAGUUUGUACCUCAUUCCAUCCUUAAUGACUUCGCUUAAAAGUUUU
This is a messenger RNA of Quercus lobata, 4496 nucleotides long. RefSeq names its product TMV resistance protein N-like. NCBI's taxonomy places the organism in Eukaryota, Viridiplantae, Streptophyta, Magnoliopsida, Fagales, Fagaceae. The record is from RefSeq and is a predicted model, not a curated record. Gene Ontology annotation, biological process: defense response; signal transduction. The coding region runs from base 127 to 2415 and encodes 762 amino acids. The transcript is spliced from 11 exons. Gene Ontology annotation, molecular function: ADP binding; ATP hydrolysis activity.